Molecule: messenger RNA, 6153 nt
Organism: Lates calcarifer (barramundi perch)
Lineage: Eukaryota; Metazoa; Chordata; Actinopteri; Centropomidae
Gene: lamb4
Product: laminin, beta 4
Exons: 37
Coding region: 314-5857 (1847 amino acids)
Biological process (GO): basement membrane assembly; substrate adhesion-dependent cell spreading; cell migration
Cellular component (GO): laminin trimer
Source: RefSeq, a predicted model, not a curated record
UGAUGAAACUUCCAUCUGAAAAUUCAAACCAACAACUCUUCACCUCCAGAGACGACCCUGAAGCUGUAGAACCAGGAAGUAGAGAAGAACAUCAGAGCAACUGAGUUUGUGGUACAGAUGGAGGUCAAAGGUGGAGAAACAGUUCUUAGUGGAGGACCAUCAUGCUGGAGGAUGUCCUGAUAUUUUCUACUGGAUGUUUGCUCCAGCCACUGGAUGGAGCCACAGGGUGGAGGUUAAUACCGUCAGUCUUUGUUCAGUUUCCCACAGCAGAAGACUAAUGACUCUUUGCGUGUGGUGAUAGGCACACCUAAAUAUGGCAACAUCACACUGGUUGUUCUGUACAGCCUCAGGCUACGUUUCUCUCAGGUGUGCUGUUACCUGCCCAGAUAUGUUCAUUCUUUCAGUGGCAGCAGCAGCAGAAAUCAGCAGGAGUCAGGAGGAAGAGGAGGACAAAAUGAUCUUCAUCUUCAUCAUUCUUCUUCCAGUGGCUUGGCUCCAGAACCUCCAGGACCUCCAGGACCAGUGUCCCGGUGCAUCCUGUAAUCCACAGCUGGGUGACCUGAUGGUGGGUCGAGCUGCUCAGCUCUCAGCCUCAUCAACCUGUGGUCUGAAUGGACCUCAGACCUACUGCAUCAUCGGAUACCUGGAGGAGGAGCAGAAGUGUUUCACCUGUGACUCUCGUCUGCUGUAUGAUCGCUACAGCAACCCCAACAGUCACCGCAUCGAGAACAUCAUCACAACCUUUGACCCAGAGAGAAAACUAAAGUGGUGGCAGUCUGAGAACGGCGUUCAUCAGGUCAGCAUCCAGUUAGACCUGGAGACAGUGUUCCAGUUUAGUCACCUGGUCCUCACCUUCAAGAGUUUCCGUCCAGCGGCCAUGUUGGUGGAGCGAUCGAAGGAUUUUGGUCGAACUUGGAAAGUUUUUCGUUACUUUGCAGACGACUGCUCACUUCAUUUCCCGUCAGUGUCAAGUGAUCCGGCCGACAGCAUCAAUGACAUUGUCUGUGACAGCAGAUACUCCGGAUCAGAGCCGUCCACUGACGGAGAGGUGGUGCUGAAAGCGCUGGAUCCUAUCUUUGAAAUACAAAACCCAUAUUCACCAAACAUCCAAGAUCUGAUCACUCUGACCAACAUUCGGGUGAACUUCACUCGUCUGUUCACACUCGGUGACACGCUGCUGAGUCGAAGACGCAGGAACCCUCAGAACAAAUAUUACUACGCUCUGUAUAACAUGGUGGUCCGAGGAAGCUGCUUCUGUAAUGGACAUGCCAGCCGGUGUACACCUGUGGAUGGAGGACGGGGGGACGUCUUCACCCAGACUGGCAUGGUUCAUGGUCAUUGUGUUUGUCAGCACAACACAGCCGGAGAGAACUGUGAGAGAUGUCAGGACUUUUACCACGAUUCCCCCUGGAGGCCUGGAGGAGAAAACACAGCUGACAUCUGCAGGAGAUGUAACUGUCACGGUCAUUCGGACACAUGUCACUUCGACGCAGCUCGUUUGGAGGCGACGGGCGGCGUGAGCGGCGGUGUGUGUGAUGACUGCCGCCAUGACAGGAUGGGGCCUCAGUGUGAACAGUGUCGACCUUUCCUGUAUCAGGACCCACAGAGAGCGACAGACGACCCACACGCCUGCAUACCAUGUGACUGUGACCCAGCCGGGUCUCAUGGCGGAGGUCUCUGUGACACUCGGGACGGUCGAUGUCUCUGUAAAGAAAACGUGGAGGGUCGACGCUGCGAUCGUUGCAAACACGGCUUCUUUGGUCUGAGAAAGGAUGAGCCCGCUGGCUGCCAGGCGUGCAGGUGUCAUGCUUUGGGAAGCAUUGGGUCAUGUGAUCAGGUGACAGGAAAUUGUGAAUGUGACCAUCUGGCAAGCGGGCCACUGUGUGAUCGAUGUGUGGCAGGUUUCUGGGGUUUGGGAAACUCAGUGUUCAGAUGUUCUCCCUGUGACUGUGACAUUGGAGGAGCUCACAGCAGCUCGUGUUCUCCAGAGGACGGACAGUGUCACUGUUUACCAAACAUGAUUGGUCGGCGUUGCUCUGACCCUGCCCCAGGGUACUUCCUGCCUCAACUGGACUAUUUCCUAUAUGAAGCGGAGCUCACUGCCCCGCUGCACGUAGGAAGUUCUGCUUCAACUACUAACACUCCGUCAUCAUCGUCUUCUCUGUUGAAUCCUGUAGUAUUACCUCAGUGUGAGCAGUACUACAGAGAGCAGGGUUACGACUUCAGGUUCACUAAUGGACGAGUUGUCCUAGUCCGGAGGACUCGUCGACAUGUCCGCAGGAGGAGGCAAAGACAGCACCAGACCAGCAUCCCUCUGGAUCUGGGUCACGCCCUGCAGAUCAUUCCCCGUCAGAGGACACCUGAUCAGCCCGUCACUUGGACUGGCUUGGGAUUGGUCAGAGUGUUGGAGGGGGCGGGGCUUCGGUUCACUGUGGACAACUUGCCAUCAUCCAUGGAUUACCAGCUGGUGAUUCGCUACGAGCCGGAGACUCCAUCUGAUUGGCUGGCUUCAGUCAGCAUCAUCACACUGUCACCAGGUGACAGGGGCUGCAGCAGCGACCCAACAGGAAGUCAAACUCUGGUUCUUCCUGGAAACUCCAGAGGAGGUGUUUUGAAUUCUGCGGUGUGUCUGAACGCUGGAGCUCGGUACUUUGUCGACGUCAUCUUUAAUAAACAAGCUGGAUCUGAUGGAUCACAUAUCCUGAUCGACUCGAUGGGUUUGAUUCCCAGCAUCGACUCUGUCCAGGACUUCUGCUCCCAGAGUGACCUGGAAUCUUUCCGCCGUUUUCGCUGCAUUGGAUUGGCUGCUGAACUCGACCCACAGGAGUCACUACCAGAAAUCUGUGAGGGACUCAUCAAGAGUAUGUCAGCACGAAUCCACAGCGGAGCUGUUCCUUGCAAGUGUAACAUCAUUGGUUCACUCGGACCAUCCUGCAGUAAACUGGGUGGCUUCUGUGAAUGUAAACCCAACGUGAUUGGCCGUUGCUGUGAUACCUGUGCACCACUGACAUUUGGCUUCGGACCUGGCGGCUGCAAGCCAUGUGAAUGUGACCAUCAGGGUUCAAUGUCAGAGCUGUGCGAUCAGGUCAGAGGUCAGUGUGCGUGUCGUUCAGAGGUGACAGGUCGACGCUGCGAUCGCUGUCGGGCAGGAUUCUGGCGUUUCCCUCUCUGUCGACCCUGUGAGUGUAACGGACUGUCAGAGGUCUGCGACCAAGAGACCGGAGAGUGUCUGAACUGCAGAGAGUACGCCAACGGACCACACUGUGACAGGUGUGAGGAGGGUUACUAUGGCGACCCUGUCUCCAGACAGCCCUGUCAGCCCUGCUUGUGUCCAGAUGUUCAGAGGAGUGGACGGUUCUUUGCCACUUCCUGCCAACAUGACCCACAAUCCCUCAGUCUGACCUGCAGCUGCAGGGAGGGACACACAGGUCCACGCUGCGACAGGUGCAGCCCUGGUUUCUAUGGUAACCUAUCGUUGCCAGGUGCCAGGUGUGAGGGGUGUCCCUGCAACAAUAACAUCGACUGGGACGAUCGUGACGCCUGCGACAGUCUGACAGGCGAAUGUUUGCGGUGUCUCCACAACACGAUGGGAUCAGGCUGUCAAAACUGCAAACCUGGUUACUAUGGCAACGCCCUGGUCCAAGACUGCAAAGAAUGCUCGUGUGACCGGCGGGGGACGGAGGUGACUCAGUGUCCUCUGGGGAGUCCCUGUUUCUGUAACCCGAGAACGGGACAGUGUCCUUGCAGGAGGGGUGCAGUGGGAGUCCUCUGUGACGAAUGUGAGGACGGAUACUGGAACCUGGAUGGACCGUCAGGAUGUCAGCCCUGCAGCUGUGAUCCUGUUAACUCUUUCUCCAACAUCUGCAACAAGGUGAUGGGACAGUGUCCAUGUCGUCCUGAGUUUGGAGGGAGACAGUGUGAUGAAUGUGGAGAAAAUCAUUUUGGGAAUCCAGACCUGCAGUGUAUAUCUUGUGACUGUAACCUGGAGGGAACUGAGCGUCCAUCAUGUGACCCUGAAACCGGUGAAUGUAUCUGUCGAACCGGUGUCACUGGUAUCUUCUGUGACGAGUGUGCCGUCGGUUACAGCUCAGAGUUCCCGGCCUGUAAGGAGUGCCACCCCUGCACCAUCCUUUGGACUGAAAAUGUCACUGAUGUCCAGCGAGCUGCCCAAAGGAUGAGAACCUUCAUCCCUCGCCAUGGCGACAAUCUGCGCCCCAGAGACAGUCACCACAGACAACGGAUGCUGGAGAUGCACUCCAAACUGGACAGGCUUACCAAUCUGACAGGACUGUCCCUGCCGAAGGUGGAGAAGGUGGAGAAACUGUGCAUGAAGAUUAGGAAGCUGAAAGAUGCCAUCGACCCGAACACGAUCCUCAUUGAUCUGUCUCCUCUCCUCAACACUGAAAUUGACAACAUUGGUUUGGAGUUCAAGAAGCUACUGAACAGCUUGAAGGAAAAACUAAUCAAGGAUCCAGAUGAUGAAGAUAAAGGGGACCUGGAAGAGCUCCUGGAUGAGAUCCAAAAGCUUCAUAAAGACUUCAUGUCAGAUGAAAAGAAGGUAAGAAACGCCAACAAAGCUUUAGAGGACUCCAUGGACACCAGAAAGGAAGUUAAACACAAACUGAGCACGUGCAGCAGCAGUGGAGAUCUGACGCCAAUGGAGAAGAAGAUCAAAGAGCUCAGUGUGGUCAAGCUCAACCAGAAGGUCUGUGGGGGACCAGGUCUAGACGACUGUUCAGGAUGUGGUGGAGCUCUGUGUGGUCUGGAUCUGGGGAAAAGGAAAUGUGGAGGUCCAAACUGUGAUGGAGUCAUUUCUGUCAGUGAGAGAGCUUCAGAAAUGGCAGAGAAAGCAAAGGACCAACUCAACACGCUCCCAUCUAGACUGGAAGAAUCCAAGAACAAGAUCAAUGAUGCCAAACAGGCAGCUCAAGACACCAAAGACCAGGCCAAAGACCUGCAGGACCAGAUCAGCGACAAUAUAGACUCCUUAGAGAGAGAGAGGAGCAUAACCAGGAAGCUCAUCCAGCAAGUUAAAGACUACCUGAUGGAUGAGAUGGUUCCUCCAGAAGACAUCGAGAAAAUGGCCCGAGCUGUUCUGGCCAUCCAGCUGCCACGAUCACCUGCUAAAAUCCAAUCAAUGAUCAAUGACAUCAAUAAUCUGCUGUCCAACACUAUGCACUUCCAGAAUGACCUGAAGAACCUGGAGGAGCACGCCAAGACUGCCCAGGACCUGCUGCAGAAAGCUCAGGAGCUCAAGGAACGAUCAAAGGACAUUGAUGUGUCACAGAUUAACAGAGACAUUUAUGAAUCAGAGAAAGCUCAGAGCAAAGCCAAUGACGACCUGGAAGCAGCCAGCCGAGACAGAGACAUGACCAAAGACCGACUCCCAGACAUUAAAGACAAACUGGACGACAUUGAGACAAAGCUGAUGAAUCGUCAACAUGAAAAUCUGCUAAAUGAGAUUGAAGCUCUGAAGAAGAAAACUGAACAGAACCAAGAGAUGGCCAGAGACGCCCAAGAGGCUGCAACGUCCUCAGCUUUGAACGCUAUUGACACAGCAAAGGAACUGGACAAUGCGAUGAAACUGUUUGAGGUUUUAAAAGAGAAAAACUUGAACCAGACGGUUCAGGGUGAAGCUGGAGAACGACUGAAGAAAAUCAUGGAGGAGGCGGAGAACAUGAAGAGAGAGGUGGAGGACAAACUGACACAGAUACAAGGUCUGGAGGAGAAGAUCCAGCAGCUGAUCAGGAGUAAGGAGGAAAAAUCAGCUGAAGUCUCAAAGUUGUUCGAAACAGUCGAUUCACUUCGACAGGAAAUCUCCAAACGAGCUGAAAUAUAUGCCACCUGUACUACGUAAAUACUACAGAGUACUACAGCGUACUGCACACUGAAACACUGCUCCUUAGAAAUACCACAGAGUACUGCAUAGUGAAAUACUCAGACAGAUGUCAUUUGUUUUGCUUUAUUUUCUUCCUUUAUCUGAAAACUUUAAAACUGGAAUCUGAAGUUCUUUGUUUCUUGUGUUUUUUUCUUUGCGUUUCAUAUUUUUCCAAGUUUAUUCAAUAAAAUAUCUGAAGUGUAGAAAAUAUUCUGCAUCGUGAGAUAAAUGUUGAACUUUUUUAUUUUAUCAUAAAAUCAAUUUGAUCAUUGUGA